GAGGGCCAUAAAUCCCUAACUCUAAACACUGGCAGCUCCUGAGAUCAAGCGGAAAGCAGGUCAGAGGGGGAGUCUGGGGAGAAGAAUCCAGCACCAGAUUCUGUGGCCUGCAGGUUACAUGCCGUGUAAGAGGAGCAGGGGCCUGUGACAGCCACCCCAAUACCUGAAGCCAUGGCCAGUGGGGAAGAUGAGCCGAGGAACUGCGCAGUGUGUGGGGACCGGGCUACAGGCUACCACUUCCAUGCCCUGACUUGUGAGGGCUGCAAGGGUUUCUUCAGGAGAACAGUCAACAAAAGCACCAGCCUCACGUGUCCCUUUGCUGGAAGCUGUGAGGUCAACAAGGCCCAGAGGCGCCACUGCCCAGCCUGCAGGUUGCAGAAGUGCUUGGAUGCUGGCAUGAAGAAGGACAUGAUCCUAUCGGCAGAAGCCCUGGCAUUGCGGCGAGCAAGACAGGCCCAGCGACGGGCACAGCAAGCGUCGAUGCAGCUGAGUAAGGAGCAGAAAGAGCUAGUCCGGACACUCCUGGGGGCCCACGCUCGCCAUGUGGGCACCAUGUUUGACCAGUUUGUGCAGUUCAGGCCACCAGCUCAGCUGUUCAUCCAUCACCAGCGUUUGCCCACCCUGGUCCCCGUACUGCCCCUGCUCAUGCAUUUUGCAGAUGUCAACACUUUCAUGGUACAGCAAAUCAUCAAGUUCACCAAGGAUCUGCCCCUUUUUCGGUCCUUGCCCAUGGAGGACCAGAUCUCCCUUCUCAAGGGAGCAGCUAUAGAGAUCUGUCAAAUUGCACUUAACACCACUUUCUGUCUCCAAACACAAAACUUCCUCUGUGGGCCUCUUCGCUACACCAUAGAAGAUGCAGCACAAGCGGGGUUCCAGGAAGAGUUUUUGGAGUUCAUCUUUGGCUUCCAUAGGACACUGCGCCGACUACAGCUCCGGGAGCCUGAGUAUGUGCUCAUGGCUGCAGUGGCCCUCUUCUCUCCUGACCGGCCUGGAAUAACCUGCAAGGAGGAGAUCGACCAGUUGCAAGAGGAGAUGGCGCUGACUCUGCAGAACUACAUCCAAGGCCAGCAGCCGCGGCCCCGGGACCGGUUUCUAUAUGCGAAGCUGCUGGGCCUGUUGGCUGAUCUCCGAAGCAUUCAUGAUGCAUUUUGGUACCAAAUCCAGAACAUCCAGGGACUGUCCACCAUGAUGCCACUGCUCCAGGAGAUCUGCAGCUGAGGCCCAAUCU
Dama dama (fallow deer) is the source of this 1228-nucleotide messenger RNA. It is a transcript of the gene NR1I3, whose product is annotated as nuclear receptor subfamily 1 group I member 3. The record is from RefSeq and is a predicted model, not a curated record. The coding region runs from base 172 to 1218 and encodes 348 amino acids. Gene Ontology annotation, molecular function: zinc ion binding; nuclear receptor activity; RNA polymerase II cis-regulatory region sequence-specific DNA binding. Gene Ontology annotation, biological process: negative regulation of transcription by RNA polymerase II; cell differentiation; positive regulation of transcription by RNA polymerase II. Lineage: Eukaryota; Metazoa; Chordata; Mammalia; Artiodactyla; Cervidae. The transcript is spliced from 9 exons.